AUGGAAUCGUCGUCCAGUGGUCCUUCGAUUCUGGAAGACAACCAGAAGCCGUGUGUCGUAACAUUCGUGACGCAGAACGACAGAUUGAACGAACCGCCGCCACAGCCGAGAGUCCGAAAAGUGACAACGGUCAUCAAUACGCUCGCAGUCGUCAUUCGAGACACGCCAACAGAGCUCGGAGUUUGGGUAAUGACUGCGUGCGUUCACAAGAGCAUUCCGAAGACACAUCCUCAUCUUUUCGUGGUAAACGCAUCCUUCCAAAGGAGAAAAAACUAUUCGCAUUUUUAGGAUUUUCGUUUGGGAACAUGGAUGAUUGUGGGAAUUUACCCGGACGGAACAGUCGCUUCUUUCUCGCCAUGGCCUUUAGUUUUGAACGCAUAUCAAACAUUUGUCGGAAACGGCGUCGUAUCCGUCGCCAAAUCAACACUUGACCUGAAAUACGAAACGGUGAACAUUUGAACGUUCUGUAAAGACAUCUCCACUUUCCAUUUCAGACAGUCACACUAGGAGAAUACUUGAAAAAUCACGGAACUGUCAAUCCGAACGACUACAGCGUAUAUGAUGUAGGAAUCGCAUCGAAAGCACCGAAAUGUAACCGAAUACUCUUUUAGCAAGGAAAGUGUGUCGAUUACUGGUUGAUACCGGGAUUUGGGCGCGUUCUGGCACACUGCAGUUUUCAAGUGAAUCACCAGACAAUACGAGAACGAAACCAGCAUAGAAAUAUUUGGCUGUCCUGGUAAUCGAAAUGAUCUGAUCAGCCCGAUCUUCUAUGAGUUACAGGUGCGGCGAGGGAACUCAACAAUGCUGUUGGGCCAUGCACUCUAUAGACAACGAGCAGCCCGAAAUGUUCUCAGAGCAAGACCUGAGAGAUUGCCUGGAAUUUAUCCGAAACAGAGAAAUCGCAGUGAGUCGGGAGUUCUAGACGGUGCUCAAAUGCAUUUCCAGACAGACUAUCCACCUGCGACUAGUCGCGUGGUCGCUCGGCACUUCGGCCUCAUCACCGAAAUCUGCGAAUCCAAGAAGAUUCUGUUCUGCUGGUCCCCGAAGGCCUCAAUAGAGUCUGACCACACUGUAUGGAUUCCGCAACCUCCGAAGCAGAGAGAGAUCGAAAGUCCGCCGCUGGUGCCACUCAUUGGACAGUGGCUUCAGUUCGAUCUUCAAUCGAAAGAUGUCGAAAAGUACAUGACAAGCAAGUUCGGAAGCAAGUUGCUCAUUCAAGAAUAUCUGCCAAUAACGAGUCCCGCUGGAGUCGGUGUGACUCAUACGAACAAUGUUGUCAGAGUGAGCACGCAGUCCUCCUUCUUCCGCGUAUAUUUUCAAACUUCCAGGUCGUGCUCUCUUGCAUUCUUGUCAAAGGAACAGACCAUCCGUUACUCUUCGAACUACCCUACUACGGAAUUGUAAUUGCUCAAAAGAACACUCUCGUUUCGGGGGCUCAUAUGCAGCUAGUGCUCGAAAAGAUGUCAACCCAGAUUGUGAAGAUCAGUGGAGUGUGCUGGAAAGUUAUUUCCUCGAUUGCUGUCAAUCCGAAAGAUGUAAAGGUGGAGAAGAUGCAGGAGUUGCUCGUGCACUAUAUACCUCUCCGAGACUCCAUGGAGACAUCCGUUUUAGUCCAAGGGGAAAUUAAAAGUGAGGAUCGAGUCUUCCGUAACUUGUGAUGAUCAUUUUUCACAGCGCAAACACUGACUUCCCUGAAGCAUUCCGCUCAGAAUUCUUCGACCUCCUCUAAUAUGACAACAGCUCGCACUGGCCCUUUAGUCACAACUCUCAAGUAUCAGCAGCCCCAUCAUCAAUAUUUCCAAGAGGCUCGCGAGUAUUUCCACCCCAGGACUAUCCGAAUGUCCGCUAACGAUGUCCUACCGAUGUACGAUCGGCCCUGGCAGGCCAAAAGAAAGCUGCAGCAGGAGUUCAGCGGUGCGACACUGGUAUGUGAUGACAGUUAUUUGCUCGUUUCUCCUCUGCCGAAUGUUUCACUCCUAGUGCACGAUUAUUAAUGACAGAAAUACUAAUAAAUGUACAUAAAUCAACGUAAAUCUCGUUUAACUCGGCCUUUCGUGUGCUUUGCCUGCUGCAUGCUGCUCAAUCUUCCGAACCUUGUUGCUGCAGGAAGCUCACGCGCUCGUCGAGAAAACGCACUCACAAAAGCUGUCGGGCAUACUGUGGAUCUUCGAAAAUGCCGCCAGUCGUACGAUGUCCGCAUGUUCACCCAGCAAUCUCAAACAACUGUUUCAGUAUUCUUUUAUCACAGCGAAGACGUCUCCUUGAACAUCGGCGAAUACUACUCCGUGAAGCUCGUCCAAGUCAUUGACCCGCAGUCGAAGAACGGCUUCAGAUGGACGUGGAUGAGUGGCACGCGGAAACCGGCGCCUUUUCAACACCACGUUGAUAGAGGAUGUUUGAUAGUGAGUUCUGAAGUUCAAUCGAGAUAAAUCAAUAACUACCUUCAGAUUCAAGAAACGCUCAACUUCAUUGGCGUGGACAAGCACAAGCGGGUGACCUUCCGUGGGAUGUACUUCCCUAACGUUCUUGAUGUUCAUUCGGUGAUUCAAAAUCCAGCAGUGAGACCGGAAUGUCAUGAUUGUAAUUUUCAAUGGUAAAAUUUCAGUGCAACCUUCUCUACCACGUAACGAUCACUCGAAUGAAGGUUCAUUGUUUGCCAUAUAACGAGAACGGAGUGAGAUUCUCACUUCUUUCCUAAUUUUUACUCCAAUCCUCUCGUUUUUAGUCGUUCCACUGGGUAGUUUCUAGCACCCUUUUCCUCCAAGCGGCCCCGCUACAACAGAAGCACAGACAUCAUCAACACUUGUACCAGGCUUAUCCGUCCCGCCCGUUGACACUCCAAUCUGUGGCGACUCUUGCAGGUGACUCAUGUAAUACAUAGUGUUUUGAGAAGAAGCAAGACAGACGUUGCAAGGCCACUCAAAGUCCAUGCUUUCCUCUUCUCUUCCGCUCUUCGUCACCAGACGCUUGGUGGUGAUUUACGACGACGAAUAAAUCACUUGCAGACGCAGCUCGGUCGUCUUCCGAACGUUCUUCGACUAGUUCUCCGCUACAAAAGCACAUUGUGCUGAAUGAAUAA
Messenger RNA from Caenorhabditis sp. 36 PRJEB53466, 3079 nucleotides. NCBI's taxonomy places the organism in Eukaryota, Metazoa, Nematoda, Chromadorea, Rhabditida, Rhabditidae. The record is from the annotation of a GenBank genome assembly.